Molecule: messenger RNA, 2430 nt
Organism: Rhinopithecus roxellana (golden snub-nosed monkey)
Lineage: Eukaryota; Metazoa; Chordata; Mammalia; Primates; Cercopithecidae
Gene: NOXA1
Product: NADPH oxidase activator 1
Exons: 14
Coding region: 218-1978 (586 amino acids)
Biological process (GO): superoxide anion generation
Molecular function (GO): superoxide-generating NADPH oxidase activator activity; protein binding
Source: RefSeq, a predicted model, not a curated record
GGGCGUGGUCAGGAGGUCCCGGGCGGGGGCGGGGCCCUACCGGGGAGGAGCGGGCGCCUGCCGCCAGGGGGCGCCGUGGGGCAGCGGGGUUGCACCUGGCGCGAGGCUGUCGCUCGUCUGCCCGCCUCCCAGGCCCCGCAGCCCCGCGCCGCCUCCCGGCCCCGGUACCUGCCCCUCCGCGGGAUCCCAGCUCCUCCUCGAGCAGCCACGGGCCGCCAUGGCCUCUCUGGGGGACCUGGUGCGCGCCUGGCACCUGGGCGCGCAGGCCGUGGAUCGCGGGGACUGGGCCAGCGCCUUGCACCUCUUCUUGGGCGUCCCGGCGCCGCCCGCCAGGCUGUGCUUCAACGCGGGCUGCGUGCACCUGCUGGCCGGGGACGCCGAGGCCGCGCUGCGGGCAUUUGACCAAGCCGUGACCAAGGACACCUGCAUGGCGGUUGGCUUCUUCCAGCGAGGAGUGGCCAACUUCCAGCUGGCGAGGUUCCAGGAGGCUCUGUCUGACUUCCGGCUGGCACUGGCACAGCUGAGGGGCCACGCUCUCAUCGACUACACACAGCUGGGCCUGCGGUUCAAGCUGCAAGCCUGGGAGGUGCUAUACAAUGUGGCAUCAGCACAGUGCCAGCUGGGGCUCUGGACAGAGGCGGCCGGCAGCCUAAGGGAGGCCAUGUCCAACUGGCCGGAGGGGUCCCUGAAUAGCCUGGAUUCAGCCCUGGACCAAGUGCAGAGACAGGGCUCGCUGCUGCCACGGCAGGUUCCCAGGGGCGAGGUCUUCCGGCCCCACCGGCGGCAUCUGGAGCACCUGGAGCCUGUGGAUUUCCUGGGCAAGGCCAAGGUGGUGGCCUCUGCCAUCCCCGAUGACCAGCGGUGCGGUGUCCGCCCUCAGCAGCCACAGGGACUGGGAGUGAACCUCGAUGCCAGGUCCCCAAUCAUGGACUCCCCAAGAGCUGGCACCCACCAGAGCCCCCUCGAUGCAGAGACAGAGGUCGGUGCUGACCGCUGCACGUCGACCGCCUACCAGGAGCAGGUUCAUAGGCCUGGGCCUCUUCCCCUGCUGGGGGUCGGUGCUUCUGCUGCCUCUGCGGACCGGGGACCACAGUGGAACCAACACGAGGGUGGAGGGAGCAGCUCACUGCGGGGUAGACGGGGCCAGGCUCACCCGUGGUCCUGGCCCAGCCCAGCCAGAUGGAAGAGUGCCUGGCUGUGCCCGAGGCGAGAGGGCGCCGGCCAUCAGGGCAGGAGAGAGGUGGUGUCUCUCUCCUGGAAAGAGGAGAGAGUGGAGACAUCCAGAGGCCCCAGGUGGAGCAAGUUGGCAAACAGGCUCCUCUCUCCCCAGGGCCGCCAGCAACGGGGGGGCCUGGCCCCGGCCCCUGUGAGGACCCCGCGGGUGCUGGGGCUGAAGACGGCCCUGACCAGACCCUGGGCCUCAGUGGCCAUCCCUCACCCUCCUGCCUGGCCCCAGGGAACAGGUGCGGGGGGCUCUGAGCCCCUGGUGACUGUCACUGUGCAGUGCGCCUUCACCGUGGCCCUGAGGGCACGAAGAGGAGCCGACUUGUCUAGCCUGCGGGCACUGCUGGGCCAGACCCUCCCUCACCAGGCCCAGCUUGGGCAACUCAGUUACCAAGCCCCAGGUGAGGACGGGCAGUGGGUCCCCAUCCCUGAGGAGGAGUCGCUGCAGAGGGCCUGGCUGGACGCGGCUGCCGCCCCCAGGGGGCUGCAGCUGCAGUGCAGGGGAGCUGGGGGCCGGCCGGUCCUCUACCAGGUGGUAGCGCGGUACGGCUACUCAGCCCAGGGGCCAGAGGACCUGGGCUUCCGACAGGGGGACACGGUGGACGUCCUGUGUGAAGUGGACGAGGCGUGGCUGGAGGGCCACUGUGACGGCCGCAUCGGCAUCUUCCCCAAGUGCUUCGUGGUCCCCGCCGGCCCUUGGAUGUCAGGAGCCCCCGGCUGCCUGCCCCGAUCCCAGCAGGGAGAUCAGCCCUAGCAAUGCUGUGUAUAUGAUGCUUUUAAUAAAAACAACUCUCACUGCAGUAUAACUCUCCAAGUGGGAGGCUGGGCUGGCCCAGGAGAAGCCCCCAGGUCUGGACUCCUGCAGCGUCAGGCAGAGCGGGGAUCCAGCUGAGGCAGCUCCCUCCCCUCUGCCCCUCUCCAUCCUUCCUGAGGCCCUGUCAGGAGCAGGACCCCUGUGCCUCUGUGGUCUUGCCCCCUUUGCAGGCAGUAUGUGGCCCUGCAGUCACACAGCUUGCAGACACCAUGAUUCCUGGCGGCCUGUGUGCAGAAGGCACCAAGGCCCUGGAAGCCCAGUGUGGGAGGGGGCGGGCGCCAGGGACGCCGGGAGGGGAGGCCAUGCAGCUCUGUGGACAGCACCACCCCGAGGGUGCCCUGGAGGUGGCUGUCACCUGACCUUGGGCAGAGCCACAGAGCAAGGCCCCACAG